Molecule: messenger RNA, 2476 nt
Organism: Pocillopora meandrina
Lineage: Eukaryota; Metazoa; Cnidaria; Anthozoa; Scleractinia; Pocilloporidae
Source: the annotation of a GenBank genome assembly
CAAGCGCUCAAGUUACUAAGUUGUUGUGCUUUGUGGCAGUUCGUCUCACGAAAAGAAACGAAAAUGUCGACGCACUUUAGCGCAAAUCAGGUAAUUUGAAAUCGAUUGUAUUUUUCUUCAAGUAGAGAAGAGAUUCGUGGUAUUAAAAGAUGCUUCAGUCUUGUCAUUUACCCCAAAAACGGCGCCGGUCGAUGUGCGAAUCCCGAGCUGCACAGAAUAACAAUCGUAGAUCGAUGUCUAGAAACAUACAACUGUUACAUUUGGUAAGUCUUAAGUGAAAUAGUUAACACUUUGUUUUGUGUUUCAUUUAAUCCCGUAGUACGAACAAGAAUUCGCUGCUCGGAGGUUGCAGAAUUGGGAAAUUCCAAAGAGGUUCAAAGAGGUAAGAUGAACGAUAUACUUGAUGAAUUAUUAGCCGGGUUAGCCUGAGAAACAUGUCAUUGUUUUCUUGGGAAGUUUUACCAUCCCUUCGCUGAGUCAGAGACAUAAGCAUGUUGCGGGGAGAAAUCUUCCUAGAGGAUUCUAAGCUGUAACUCUCUUGAUGAACCAUUCCUCAGGUUGAGGACUAUGAAAUGUAAAUAAGAGACAUUGUUACUCAGCUGCUGUGCUGCAAUAAAUCUUUAACCAAACAGCUAUUACCGAUAAACAGAAUGCACACGAAUCAGAUUUUUUUUCAUUGUCUCGUUUUCUGUUAAUUUCCUUAUUUUUUCCUAUCUUUUGUUUUCUGGUUUCUUUGUUGUUCUUGUUUUUGUGGUGUCUCUUUGGUUUUCAUUUCCUCAGCAGCAAAAGAUGGGUUGUAUGGGGAGCCUAGGUACCAACCCUUCCUGGAAUCUGAUGCAACUCAGAAAUGAAUCAGUAGAGUUUGAUUACUAACACUUCCACUUUAAAAUUCUCUUUCUUCAUACUAGCGUCCAUCAACUCUUGAAGGCUUCACUCAGCCAAUUAGCAACGACCAAGGACACAUUUUGCCAGGGAUCCCACGCUCUACAAAGAGUCCUUGGGGUGAAUUUGUAGGGACAUGGGAUAUGAAAAAACCUCCUCUCAGAACAAAGACUAUAAAGACAAAUGCAAUGUCCACAAGCUUGCAAAAGAAUACAGAGCCUCUUGUAUGCACUCCAAGCCCUAAAGAAGAAGUCACUGCAGACAAAGCAAGGACUCCAACACCUCAGCAAGAAGAAGUACAGACACCAAGCCCGCAAGAAGGGAAAGCAAGCCCACGUCCACCAAGCCAGAGUAGUCAAUGUAUAAAGUCACCCAGCCCUGUGGUGGCAAAAACCCCUGAACCAGCUCCUCCAUCUCCUGUUAAGAGCCCUGCCCAAGAAAAUAAUUCACCCAAGAAUACAGUUAUGUUUUCUGACCCAGCUUAAUGUCUGUCUAGCACCUUGUACUCUGCAAGUUAUCCAUUCUCUAAGCAAUUGCAAAAAAUAAAUAUACCAAUUUGUGAGACCUUACCUGACAUUGACCAAGUGAAGGUAAAGAUGUUCUUGCAACAUUAAAUAAAUUUAUGUAUUAUCCCAAGAAUUUUACAGGAACAAAAUUAAGCAUGCCCACCUAAUAUUACCCCUAUAACCUACUCCUAUUUUCUGCAACUAUUGAAGACUACCGCUUAAGGCAAUUAGUAGCUCAUUAACUCCCACAAAAAUUCCUCUUACUAUCUAGGGCAUGGUCAGGGUGUCUUGAGGUGCCUAUGAACCCCCCUGAAGAGGCAAGGACCCAUUUCAAUCAAACAUGAAGGCAUAUAGGCCCCAGGCCUUAGUUUUUCAAAGGGUGGAUAACGCUAUCCACUGGAUAAAUUGCUAUCUAGUGGAUAGCACAGUACGUUUUGCUAACAGUUUUCUGCUGGAUAGUGAUUUAUCCAUUGGAUAGCAUUACUGCCCUUUGACAACUAGCCUCUGGUGGACAAAUGGUCAGGAUUUUGGGACAUAGGUGCUUCUGUACAUUAUGCCUCCCCCUUGUCAGCAGAUUGGCAGGAGCAAUGAGCCAGGAAAGGAGGCUGGAUAGGUAGUUACAAGCUACCUGUUGUCAGAAAAAAAUAUCUGAAAGAAUUAAGGGCAUGUAAAAACCAAUCGUGCCAACCAUGCUUGUGCAAAAACUGACUAAAAAAAGUUUUCAGAAGAGCAACUCAACAAAGUAAAGUUUCCUGUACUGUUGAAAUAGUCAGAGUUACUAAUUUUCAGAAAAUCAAACCAACAAUCCAAUUUCUGGUUUGCUGCAACCUCCAUCAUGGAGUUGAUAACUCAGACAUCUUACAGUGAAUCAGGAUUUCCCAAAGGAAGAAUCACCUUUUUUGUGGCAGUUCUUGCUCUCUGAAUGUCAUGGAAAAUUUGGCUUCAAAGUGUUUUAAUCCAAAACAUUGUUGAUGAAAUCACUACGUAUAGUUUGGCUAUUAUAGUUUACCUUUUUUAUUAAUAUGGAAAUUAUUACUGUUAACAGUGGUUUGAGAGCUAAUUAAACAAGGAGUUAAACUCACCUGGGG